Messenger RNA from Mandrillus leucophaeus (drill), 2852 nucleotides. It is a transcript of the gene ALOX5, whose product is annotated as arachidonate 5-lipoxygenase. Lineage: Eukaryota; Metazoa; Chordata; Mammalia; Primates; Cercopithecidae. The record is from RefSeq and is a predicted model, not a curated record. Gene Ontology annotation, molecular function: iron ion binding; arachidonate 5-lipoxygenase activity; protein binding. The coding region runs from base 113 to 2422 and encodes 769 amino acids. Gene Ontology annotation, cellular component: nuclear envelope. Gene Ontology annotation, biological process: linoleic acid metabolic process; lipid oxidation. The transcript is spliced from 13 exons.
GGGCCAGGACCGGGGCCCCGACCAGUGGUGGGAGGAGGCUGCGGCGCCAGAUUCGGACGCCUGAACAGCCGAGCCGAGGCUCCCUGCGCUCGCUGCGCCCGCGGCCAGUGCCAUGCCCUCCUACACGGUCACCGUGGCCACUGGCAGCCAGUGGUUUGCCGGCACUGACGACUACAUCUACCUCAGCCUCCUGGGCUCGGCGGGCUGCAGCGAGAAGCACCUGCUGGACAAGCCCUUCUACAACGACUUCGAGCGCGGCGCGGUGGAUUCGUACGACGUGACUGUGGAUGAGGAACUGGGCGAGAUCCAGCUGGUCAAAAUCGAGAAGCGCAAGUACUGGCUGCAUGACGACUGGUACCUGAAGUACAUCACACUGAAGACGCCCCACGGGGACUACAUCGAGUUCCCCUGCUACCGCUGGAUCACCGGUGAUGGCGAGGUAGUCCUGAGGGAUGGACGCGCAAAGUUGGCUCGAGAUGACCAAAUACACAUUCUCAAGCAACACCGACGUAAAGAACUGGAAACACGGCAAAAACAGUAUCGAUGGAUGGAGUGGAGCCCUGGCUUUCCCUUGAGCAUCGAUGCCAAAUGCCACAAGGAUUUACCCCGUGAUAUCCAGUUUGAUAGUGAAAAAGGAGUGGACUUUGUUCUGAAUUACUCCAAAGCGAUGGAGAACCUGUUCAUCAACCGCUUCAUGCACAUGUUCCAGUCUUCCUGGAAUGACUUUGCCGACUUUGAGAAAAUCUUCGUCAAGAUCAGCAACACUAUUUCUGAGCGGGUCAUGAAUCAUUGGCAGGAAGACCUGAUGUUUGGCUACCAGUUCCUGAAUGGCUGCAACCCUGUGUUGAUCCGGCGCUGCACAGAGCUGCCGGAGAAGUUCCCGGUGACCACGGAGAUGGUGGAGUGCAGCCUGGAGCGACAGCUCAGCUUGGAGCAGGAGGUCCAGCAAGGGAACAUUUUCAUCGUGGACUUUGAGCUACUGGAUGGCAUCGAUGCCAACAAAACAGACCCCUGCACACUCCAGUUCCUGGCCGCUCCCAUCUGCUUGCUGUAUAAGAACCUGGCCAACAAGAUCGUCCCCAUUGCCAUCCAGCUCAGCCAAAUCCCGGGAGAUGAGAACCCUAUUUUCCUCCCUUCGGAUGCAAAAUACGACUGGCUUUUGGCCAAAAUCUGGGUGCGUUCCAGUGAUUUCCAUGUCCACCAGACCAUCACCCACCUUCUGCGAACACAUCUGGUGUCUGAGGUUUUUGGCAUUGCGAUGUACCGCCAGCUGCCUGCCGUGCACCCCAUUUUCAAGCUGCUGGUGGCACACGUGAGAUACACCAUCGCUAUCAACACCAAGGCCCGUGAGCAGCUCAUCUGUGAGUGUGGCCUCUUUGACAAGGCCAACGCCACAGGGGGCGGUGGGCACGUGCAGAUGGUGCAGAGGGCCAUGAAGGACCUGACCUACGCCUCCCUGUGCUUUCCCGAGGCCAUCAAGGCCCGGGGCAUGGAGAGUAAAGAGGACAUCCCCUACUACUUCUACCGAGACGACGGGCUCCUGGUGUGGGAAGCCAUUAGGAUGUUCACGGCCGAGGUGGUGGGCAUCUACUACGAGAGCGACCAGGUGGUGGAGGAGGACCCGGAGCUGCAGGACUUCGUGAACGACGUCUACGUGUACGGCAUGCGGGGCCGCAAGUCCUCCGGCUUCCCCAAGUCGGUCAGGAGCCGGGAGCAGCUGUCGGAGUACCUGACCGUGGUGAUCUUCACUGCCUCCGCCCAGCACGCCGCGGUCAACUUCGGCCAGGUAGGCGGGGCCCGCCCGCUGGGCAGAGCUCAUUCCCCAGGGCCGCUGCCUCCUCCCCCGCCCCAGCUUUGCACGGUACCGCACCCUCGAGCAGCCUCGGGGUCUGGCUUGGGACUUGCAGGAUGGAUUCUGCCCGUGCAGCCGAGGGCGCUGGCCGCGGGGGAAAAGGAUGGAUGGGCUGAAGGGCCCGCUGGAGUUGGGGGGCACGGGGAGGACGGGGCCCAGGGGGCAGCUGGGCAGCAGGGUUUCGGGGGUGCCCACGCUCGCUGGCGGUCGUCUCCUCAGUACGACUGGUGCUCCUGGAUCCCCAAUGCUCCCCCAACCAUGCGAGCCCCGCCGCCAACUGCCAAGGGCGUGGUGACCAUUGAGCAGAUCGUGGACACGCUGCCGGACCGCGGUCGCUCCUGUUGGCAUCUGGGUGCAGUGUGGGCGCUGAGCCAGUUCCAGGAAAACGAGCUGUUCCUGGGCAUGUACCCAGAAGAGCAUUUUAUCGAGAAGCCUGUGAAGGCGGCUAUAGCCCGAUUCCGCAAGAACCUCGAGGCCAUUGUCAGCGUGAUUGCUGAGCGCAACAAGAAGAAGCAGCUGCCAUAUUACUACUUGUCUCCAGAUCGGAUUCCAAACAGUGUGGCCAUCUGAGCACACUGCCAGUCUCACUAUGGGAAGGCCAGCUGCCCCAGCCAGCCGGACUCCAGCCUGCCUGGCAGGCUGUCUGGCCAGGCCUCUUGGCAGUCACGUCUCUUCUUCCGAGGCUAGUACCUUUCUGUUUAUUCUUUGAUCUUCAGGGAACCCCAUAGAUUGAGCAAAGUGUAAACACCAUAGGAACCCAUUCUACGCAGAGCAGGACUGCACAGUGUCCUGUCCACACCCAGCUCAGCAUUUCCACACCAAGCAGCAAUAACACAUCACGACCACUGAUAGAUAUCUGUUCUUGUUGGAGACAUUGGAUGAUUAUUUUCUGUUCUAUUUGUGCUUAGUCCAAUUCCUUGCACAUAGUGGGUACCCAAUUCAAUUAUUAUUGAAUGAAUUAAGAAUUGGUUGCCAUAAAAAUAAAGCGGUUCAUUUAAAA